Molecule: messenger RNA, 1359 nt
Organism: Phaedon cochleariae (mustard beetle)
Lineage: Eukaryota; Metazoa; Arthropoda; Insecta; Coleoptera; Chrysomelidae
Source: the annotation of a GenBank genome assembly
AUGGCUUAUUCUGUGAACACAACUCCUUUGUUACAAAAUGGAAUUAAUUCUGAUGAAGAGGAAGAGGUGCAACAUGAAGUGGUUGUUAAAGAUGAUAAACCCUUGUUCAAGCCACUGGAACCUAGAGACAAAUUCAAUGUGGCAUACUUCAUAUUAUAUUUUUUGGGAAUAGUCUCUUUGUUGCCCUGGAAUUUUUAUGUAACGGCUGAUGAUUAUUGGAUGUACAAAUUUAGAAAAGUUAGCAAAAAUUCAAGUUACAUUUCCACUGACCAACGUACCCCAUUGCAAGCUGAGUUCACGUCGUAUUUAAGUUUAGCAUCAUCUUUGCCAAAUCUGGUAUUCCUUGCUUUAAACACUGUAAUUAGUCACAGGAUCUCGUUGAAUCUUCGUGUGAUUGGAUCGUUGAUUUGUAUGUUAAUAUUGAUGCUGUUUACGUUGAUAUUUGUUUAUGUGGACACAGAUUCAUGGCAGCAAACGUUUUUCGGUUUAACAUUGCUGACGAUAAUUCUUCUUAAUGUAUGUAGUGCUAUAUUCUCCGGAAGCCUGGCAGGAGUGGUGGGAAAAUUCUCGGCCAAAUACAUAACGGCAGUGACUGCCGGCCAGUCGCUAGGAGGGAUAUUCGCUGCCCUCGCUCAGAUCGCCGCCCUGUCCAUAGGCGCUUCCUCCACCCACUCCGCCAUGGUCUAUUUCAUCAUCGGCAACCUGAUGAUCGGCCUGUCGAUUUUCCUCUACGUGUUCCUCGAGAAAUCCAUUUUCUUCAAGUACCACGUAGAGAAUUGCGUGGGUGUGGACGAGUCUCAGGAUGUGGUGGCUGCCGUGAGGAGCAGUUACAAGAUUAUUUUGAGGAAGAUGUGGGGUUAUGGGUUCUCGGUUUUCGUCAUUUUUGCGAUUUCUUUGGCCGUUUAUCCUGGAGUUACUGUUUUGGUGGAGUCGGAAGGCAAAGGACAUGGUAAUAGGUGGAAUGAUGUAUAUUUCGUUCCAACAAUAACAUAUCUGUUAUUUAGUCUUGGGGAUUACGUAGGACGAAUAAUUUCUGUCAAAAUCAUGAAGCCAAAGAAUGUCACCCUGAUCAUACUAUUGAGUUUGGCCAGAUUCAUCUUCAUUCCCCUGUUACUGUUGUGUAACGAGAAUCCUAGACAUAAUUUGGCAGUUGUGUUCGACAAAGACUGGCAGUAUAUUAUGAUAAUGUUCCUGUUCGCUAUCAGCAAUGGGUACUUGGCCAACUUGACUUGUGUUUUGGCUCCUAGAGCCGUUGAUGUCCAUGAAAAAGAGCUAGCAUCCAUCAUAAUGACAGUUUUUGUAGGAUUAGGUUUGACGUUAGGAUCAACGAUCUGUUUAUUUUUAGUGAAAAUUAUAUAA